Messenger RNA from Brassica napus (rape), 1170 nucleotides. Its product is annotated as L-ascorbate peroxidase 2, cytosolic. Gene Ontology annotation, molecular function: heme binding; peroxidase activity. The record is from RefSeq and is a predicted model, not a curated record. Bases 250 to 1017 code for a protein of 255 amino acids. NCBI's taxonomy places the organism in Eukaryota, Viridiplantae, Streptophyta, Magnoliopsida, Brassicales, Brassicaceae. Gene Ontology annotation, biological process: response to reactive oxygen species; hydrogen peroxide catabolic process; cellular response to oxidative stress. The transcript has 9 exons.
AAGAAUCUGCUGGAAAGAUUUGCAUUAUUAUCUUCCACAUGGUUCCCCACAUGGUUUCUGGAAGGCGCGCCAAGUAAGAAAGCAUAUUGACCCGUUCAUCUCACGGCUACUCUAGAAGUUAACUGAAACUAGAAGAAGCUUCAUUCGAUCAUCUCCCAGUUCUAUAAAUUGAACUGCAAAAACCUAAAGUAACGAUCACAGUUUGUUCUGGUUAAACAUAUAAGUAGUACACAAGAAAGCUGUUCAGAGAUGCAAGAGAAGAUGGUGAAGAAGAGUUACCCGGAAGUGAAGGAAGAAUACAAGAAAGCUGUUCAGAGAUGCAAGAGAAAGCUCCGUGGUCUUAUCGCCGAGAAGCAUUGUGCUCCCAUCGUCCUCCGUCUUGCAUGGCACUCGGCUGGGACAUAUGACGUGAAGACGAAGACGGGAGGACCGUUUGGGACGAUAAGGCUUCCACAAGAGUUAGCUGAUGAUGCUAACAAAGGUCUUGAUAUUGCUGUCAGGCUUCUUGAGCCUAUCAAGGACUUGUUCCCCAUCUUAUCCUACGCUGAUUUCUACCAGUUAGCUGGAGUUGUUGCUGUUGAGAUCACUGGAGGACCCGAGAUUCCUUUUCAUCCUGGUAGAUUGGACAAAGUUGAGCCACCUCCUGAAGGGCGUCUACCUCAGGCCACCAAAGGCGUGGAUCAUCUGAGAGAGGUAUUUGGUCGGAUGGGACUCAAUGACAAAGAUAUUGUUGCAUUGUCUGGUGGACACACCUUGGGUCGGUGCCACAAGGAACGCUCCGGAUUCGAAGGACCAUGGACACAAAACCCUCUCAUUUUUGACAACUCUUAUUUCAAAGAGUUACUAAGCGGAGAGAAACAAGGACUUCUUCAACUUCCAACCGACAAGGCUCUCCUCGAGGAUCCUAUCUUUCGUCCUCUCGUUGAGAGAUAUGCUGCAGAUGAGGAUGCCUUCUGCGAAGACUAUACUAAAGCUCAUCUCAAGUUGUCGGAACUCGGGUUUGCUGACAAGGAGUAAUCUCUGGAAGCUGGUGGUGUCUCAUGUGACCAUGUCCUAUCUCGUAAAUCUUGUUCCAAAGUAAAACAUAAAUAAAAGGACUAUAUGUAUUGUUGCACUGGUAUGCAUUGGGCUAUGAAAUAAUACAAUUCAGUUAAUGAAAACUUGUGUUUA